AUGUUUAUAUCUUCCACUCGUCGCAUCAAAAGUUGUCUGUUUUUCACGUGUUUAUUCCUUUCAAUUUUUUUGGCAUACAAGAUAUUUUAUUCUCACUUCCGUGUGCUUCAGGAACAAGUUAUAAGCGCGAGUGAACCAAGUGGGCAAAACAUGAAAGAAAACCAAAAGGAAAAAAGAGAUUUGGAAUAUCUUAACAGGAGCGUUACUUAUACCAUUCUUUACUAUAACCAACCCGCGGAAUGGAAGAGUGGGAACGACGUCGUGAAUUUCAAGAAGUGUCCUUACACGGAUUGUUCAGUGACGACCGAGAGGUCCCGGAUGAUGGAUUGCGAAGCUGUCAUCUUCCAGCAUAAAUCUCUGCCUGUAGCACCGCCGAUAAAAAACCCUAAACAGGUCUGGAUAUUUACGUCAUCGGAAAGUCCAUAUUACACAAGGCGGCCGGUGCUAAUGCCUAAAUGGAGACACGUGUUCGAUUGGUCCAUGUCUUACAGGAGAGAUUCAGACGUGUUCCUUGGAUAUGUUCUAAUUAUUCCCCGGAAAACUCCCCUGGUACGAGAUUAUGAUUUAGUGUUUUCUGAGAAAAAGGGAGAAGUGGCUUGGAUCGUAAGUAACUGUAGAACACAAAGUAAGAGAGAAAAGUAUGUGGAAGAGUUAAAGAAACAUAUCAAGGUGGAUAUAUUUGGGAAAUGCGGUGAAGCUUGUGAGCCAUACAGAUUUCCUGGAAACGACUCCUGUCAUAAGAGGAUAUCACGUGACUAUAAGUUCUAUCUUUCGUUUGAAAACUCGUUGUGUGUUGACUACACUUCAGAGAAAUUGUAUUACAUUUAUGAGUUGGAUUUUCCUAUCUUACCUGUUGUUAGAGGGGCCCUCGCGGGUAAAACUUAUAUUCCUAACGGGACUUACAUCGAUACUCUUGAUUUCAAGACACCAAAAGACUUGGCCAAAAUCCUCAAGGAAAUCGGAAAUAAUAAAUCAAAAUAUGCUAAGAUGCUGAGAGCGAAAGAUGCAUAUACUUCCGAACCAUACUCACGAACCUAUGAGGACGCCCUAUGCAAUCUGUGUCAACUGUUGCAUCGCGGUAAUCCUAACCGCCCGCCCUUGAAUGUCUCGCAGUGGUUCCUUGUCGACUCUUGUCGUGAACCGUUUGACUUGGGUUAAAGAAAUAUUCUGGUGGUCACGGCAGAUUUUAGUGAACUUGAUCAUGAAUUGAAUAUUGAAUGUUAACCUACGACAUUUCUUUAUUGAAAGAUGUAUGAUGAUGGUUGGAGAAGAUGGUGGUCAUUUUUAUUUCUUUCCUUUUAUUGACAUAUGACUUACAAUGAAUAGUUUUGCUUUUGUUAAAGAGACUUAGACACGAUUUUAAAUCAAAAUUAGUUUAUUUUGUAUUAGUUAUGUAUAAAGUAGUUCACUUGCUCAUUUUAAAAAACUGACCAAAAUUUGAAUGUUAGAAGUCAAGUAAUAAGAAAGAUACAGAAAUAAGAAUUCAUUUUUAUGUAAACAAAGCUCGAGUCUUAGUUUGUUUACAAAUAAUGUAAAUUGUCUUGAAUUACUAUUUUUUUUACAAAAUGCAAGACAUGGCAAACAGGGUAAACUAAUUCAAUAUGUUCAUAAAUGAUCUUAUCAUCGGAAAAAAGCAACAUUUGAUUGAAACUUAUACAAUAAAACACUUAUAUAAACAAUAACAAGGAUCGAGCUUUGUUUACAAAACAAAGAAUUUUAAACUCUUUAUCUUGGCUAUGAUUUAGUAUUUGACUUAAUUUCAAAUUUUGACAAAGCAUUAAAAAUAUACAUAUUAACUAUUCUAUACAUGAAAUUAAAAUGGAAAAUACAUUUUAAAAUUUGAGCUAAAAUCGUGUAUAAGUCCCUUUAAAUUGAGUUUCAAAUUUUACGAGAUUAAAGUUGCAUGCAUCUAUAUGCAUGCAGACCAAAAUAUGUGAAAAGAGAAACGUUUAAUUUCAAAAUUAAUGAC
Messenger RNA from Magallana angulata, 1969 nucleotides. Its product is annotated as glycoprotein 3-alpha-L-fucosyltransferase A-like. Gene Ontology annotation, molecular function: alpha-(1->3)-fucosyltransferase activity. Gene Ontology annotation, cellular component: membrane. The coding region runs from base 1 to 1158 and encodes 385 amino acids. Lineage: Eukaryota; Metazoa; Mollusca; Bivalvia; Ostreida; Ostreidae. The record is from RefSeq and is a predicted model, not a curated record. The transcript has a single exon.